Peronospora farinosa is the source of this 477-nucleotide messenger RNA. NCBI's taxonomy places the organism in Eukaryota, Oomycota, Peronosporomycetes, Peronosporales, Peronosporaceae. The record is from the annotation of a GenBank genome assembly.
AUGUCGAGAGGAUCACGUCGCGAGUGCCUGGCAGUACUCAAGCCAACGGGCGAACUAUUUGUCAAUGGUUUAGCCUCAAGUUAUGACGACGAAUUCCCGGAUUCCGAACGUUUGGCAGCAUUAAUGGCUAAAGAGGACUUCUCAAAGGCUCUGAGCUCCGUUAACGACGCCCUCAUGGAUCAUUGGCCAUGUUUGCCGUGCAAAGGAUUCGGCUAUGGCUGUUGCAUUUGCACACUGGGCAUAUCGCUUUAUUGCGCUGCAUCGCAAGUACAAGAGGCGGAGAGUUGCUUGCAGCUCCAGUUGAGACAUCUGAACAAUCAAAAGAAGUUUAAGGAAAAAGGGAUUCAGUGGCGGCUCGAGAGAACGUGGUGGAGACGCUCAUCAUUCUUGGAGAUCUCGUAUGACCCGUCGGUUAUUGCCGAGAGUAGUGGCAAUAGAGAGACUCGUUGUGAGAUGUCCGAGUCAAAAAUGAAAUGA